This is a messenger RNA of Anthostomella pinea, 252 nucleotides long. The record is from the annotation of a GenBank genome assembly. Lineage: Eukaryota; Fungi; Ascomycota; Sordariomycetes; Xylariales; Xylariaceae.
AUGCCUACCACCCUGUUUACAGUGCACGACCUCCGGUUGCUCCUCGACCUCGAGCACCCGGAGCCGGACAUGUGCGCAAAAGACGCCAGUCAACACUGUGAAGUACACUGCCGGUUGCCCGGUGCAGAGCAAGACAUGGACUCAAGCAGGAGCUUGUACGACCUGUUAGCCGGGGCGCCGGAGAAGCCUCAACAACACGUCUCCGAUCAUACAUCUAGCUUCGGUGAGGUCGCAACGUCAGACCCGGCAUGA